Molecule: messenger RNA, 2958 nt
Organism: Trichoderma virens Gv29-8
Lineage: Eukaryota; Fungi; Ascomycota; Sordariomycetes; Hypocreales; Hypocreaceae
Gene: TPK5
Product: serine/threonine protein kinase
Exons: 5
Coding region: 1-2958 (985 amino acids)
Biological process (GO): mitotic cell cycle; protein phosphorylation; regulation of cytokinesis
Cellular component (GO): spindle pole; cytoplasm; nucleus
Molecular function (GO): protein binding; protein kinase activity; ATP binding
Source: RefSeq, a predicted model, not a curated record
AUGGCACACAGGCUGGUCCCCAGGGGUGGCAUCGACGUGGAGGCAUUGUCCCCUAGGGAUGUCAACGCCCAACGAUUGCCCAAGACCACAGACGCCAAAGCGAAAUCGGCCGCCCAGCUAAAGGCUGCCAAAGACAAAGAACACCCGCCCCCUCCUCCGCCAGAGGUUGUCGAGCCGAGCAGCACAGAUCGUCCAGAUGGCGCCGUUUACCACGUCGGGAAAUUGUUAGGAAAGGGAGGGUUCGCGAUAUGCUACACUGGCCAGCUGCUACCAAGCAAGCAAAAGUAUGCUCUGAAGAUUGUCAAGAGCCAGAUGCCCUCCAAAAUGGAGCAAAAGUUUCAAACCGAGUUGCAAAUCCAUUCCAAGAUGCGCCACAGGAACAUUGUUCAAUUCUUUAGGGCAUUUUCAUAUGUCAACUGCACUUUCCUAGCACUCGAGCUUUGCCCCAAUGGCUCUCUUAUGGACAUGGUGAAGCGUCGAAAGGGUCUCACCGAGCCCGAGGUCCGAUUCUAUUCCGUUCAGAUAUCCGGCGCAAUCAAGUACAUGCACAGCAAGGGCAUUAUUCAUCGAGAUCUGAAAAUGGGCAAUAUCUUCUUGGAUCACCAGAUGAAUGCCAAAAUUGGCGACUUCGGCCUUGCUGCAUUGGUGGUCACAGGCAGGGAUAUGCAAACCAUCCGACGAACGACUCUAUGUGGCACACCAAACUACAUUGCCCCUGAGAUCCUGGAGAAGGGAAAGAAAGGUCAUGACCACAUGGUGGACAUCUGGAGCUUGGGUAUUAUCAUGUUUGCAAUGUUCACCUCGAAACCGCCCUUCCAGUCAUCAACUACAGACGAAAUUUAUCGCCGUGCCAGGGAGCGAGAUUACGAAUGGCCAAGCGCAGAGGUAUCCCAGAAAUACAUUAGCCAGGAGGCUAAAGACCUGGUGGCCACGAUGCUUGAGGAUGCGGACCAGCGGCCAGACCCCGAUGCUAUCGUCCAGCAUCCAUUCUUUACUACUGGCUACAUGCCAUCAUCCGUGGAGAUCACCUCCAAGCUGCGAGAAGUGCCUCCUGACGCAGAAGAGUACUAUACCUCGCGCCUGAGCAGUUCUACGCUGGCUCUGUCUCAUCGUCACCUCAAGGAGCAGUGCCGGGACUGCAAUGUUGGGCCCUGGAGCUCAGAAAAGGCUUCGCACACCCAGAUCUGGAAGGAGAUGGCCGCCGAGGAAAAGGCAGGCCUGACCCCGAUUAUUCCUCUUGCGGACGGCGUGGUCUAUCGGCCAUUUGAUGACUGGCUAAGAGAGCAGCAACAGAUUCGUGCAAAGUAUGCAGCCUCCAUCUCUGCGCGCUCAACCUCUACCGAAGGGCAGGAAAAUGCCACUACCAGCUCGGAAAAGCUGCCUCCUCCCACGGGCCUUCUGCGCCAGCCACCUCAGAGCUUUGCGGCUCAACAACGUUCUCAAGGCCGGCCUCCCACUUCCUCCACCUCUGUAAGGGCUCGAACCACUCCCGAAACCGCCCUAUCGACCUCACGAAGCACCAGAGUCAGGCCCCUUCAAGAACGAAAAGAUUACGCCGCUCGCGAGCCAUCACCCCCCUCCUCGAAAGAGGCCCCUGAGCCUCUUUCAGCAGCUCGAUCUGCACCGGAUCUACAACUCACAGCGAGGGCAGGGCAAAGCUCGUCCGCAUCGGUACCCAUUCACAAAAGGCGAAACUCAGAAUCCAUCCGAUCAGCCACUUUGUUCAGCCCCUCUGAGUCACCUGUGGAAAUGCCGGGGUCAAAACCCGAUGAUAUUCUUGACCGACUGCGCCAACUCCAGACGGAGCUUGAGCGAGCUCUCAACUCCCGUACCAUGGCCAUCAUAUCUUCAAAAAACGUGCCGCCACCACAUCCCCAUAUUGUGGUAAAGUGGGUUGACUACACGAACAAAUUCGGCCUCGGGUACAUCUUGAAUGACGGCAGUGUAGGAUGCAUCCUACGCGAUAUUCCCACCACUGAGGGCAGCAAAACCGCUUUGCUUCCUCCAGCAGGUAUCUUUAUCCGCAGCGCAGAAAAACAUAUCCUCCGACGACAAGAUGAUUCCUACAGAGACCGCCAUCAGCCAGUACCAAUGAACGAACCUAUCAAGUUCUUCGAGAACAAUGGCGAGGCUGGCCUUUCGCAAGUUACAAUCUCCCCUGACCAGUUUCGGGUGACCAUAAACGAGGAUGGCACAGCCAGCAAGAUGGCCCCUGGCAAGGACGUCUUUCAACAUCGAAAGCGGGAAAGGAUCAUCCUAUGGAAGAAAUUUGCUAAUUAUAUGAUUGCUUAUGGCCGGGAUGAGGUACCCGCCGAAGAGGACGAGGAAGAGAGCGCCACGUCUCCAGGGCAAAAGGGCACGCCUGCAGAGCUAGUGACCUUCUACCAGCGAUUCGGAGAUGUUGGCUGUUGGGUAUUUGGCGACGGACACGUUCAGUUUAACUUCCCUGAUCAUACCAAGAUUGUUCUAGAUGCGACAGGAACUUGGUGCCACUUCUGGCAUCUGCCUCAGGAGGCGGCGGAGAGGCUCGCCAGCACAGGCUCAAUUGGUGCCACCGCGCUGGAUGACCGCGCCACCCUGUCGUAUCCCCUACAGACGUUGCUCAACUUCCAGGCAAGAUCAUCAGCGCGAACUGCGACUACGGCGUCGAGGAGGCGACCUGAGAUCGAACCAGAGCUUCAAGGCAUUCCUGCGGCGAAUGACUUCCGCCGAAAGGUCGAAUUUAUCAAGAGCGUUGUUAAGGAGUGGGUUGCCAAUGGCGGUCUCGGCAACAGCUCCAUGGAGAGGGAGUCGCGUCUGAGAUGGACUGGAUACCGAGAGACGGUCCAUGCAACCGCUCCCCAAAAGCACGUUUGGGUCACCAUUGGCGCUCGAUGGGGCGACCAGCGCAUAUCGACAUUUGUCGACCCAUGCAAACCCUGGGAGCUGGGCGAGGAGGUGGAGAAUUCAAAGAAAUGA